GUAUCGCAAAAAUCGUGCCACUUCAAUGUGGCUCGCAGUUUAAAUUUUGAUUUGCUCAUAUUUUCUUUGUAAUUCUAAAUUUAUCCACCGAAAAAUGAGUGAAUAUAUAACGAUACAGGUGGGACAAUGUGGAAACCAAAUCGGUUCCGAAUUUUGGCCAUUAGUUCUUCAAGAAUACGGCAUAACACGCGAAAAAUCUAAAUCAAAACCUCCUGAACAAUCAACAACCUUCAAUAGUUUCUUUCAAAUUCAUCCCGAUUAUAAAGGAGAGAGUUUUAAUACCAUUCAAGAUCUUGUUGAUAGUGAGGUUAAGGCACGAACUAUUUUGGUGGAUAUGGAAACAAGCGUUGUUUCAAGAUAUAAAAAUAGUUAUUUACGUGAUAUAUUUGAUGAAGAAUACAUUAUAGUUCAUUAUCCAGGUUCUGGGAAUAAUUGGGCAGAAGGUUUUUGUCAUUAUGGACCGAGAUUUGAAGAAAAAAUAUUAUAUAGCAUACGAAAAGCUGUAGAAAACUGCGACAGCCUCCACGGAUUUUUAUUAAUGUAUUCUUUAGGUGGCGGGACUGGAUCGGGAGUUGGAAGUUACAUCUUAAAAUUAUUGGAUGAUCAUUUUCCCCAUAUUGAUCGAUUUGUAACUUGUGUUUACCCAAUUGGUACUGAGGACGUUAUAACUUGUCCUUAUAAUAUGGCUUUAGCCACGAAAGAAUUAAUCGAACAUGCAAGUUGUGUUAUUCCAGUCGAAAAUCGAGCCUUAAUUGAUAUCGUGAAAAAACAAGCAUCAAAUACUCAUUCAAUUGAUACAAUGAGUUUUGUUGCCGGCUGUAAACCAUUUCAAGAUAUGAACAGUAUUAUUGUCAAUAUGCUAUUAAAUUUAACAAGUGGAUCAAGAUUUACUGGUGAUUUAAAUGUUGAUUUAAGUGAAUUAGUUACUAAUAUGGUUCCAUUUCCAAAUUUACCAUUUUUAUCAUGUGGAUUAAGUCCUUUAACAAUCACUUCAUCGAAUAAUAAAAUCAAUUUAGAGGAAAUAUUUCUUCAAUCAUCUAACCUAAAUAAUCAAUUAAUAAAAAUAAACGCAUCAAAUAACCAGCUCCCAUUAACAUUAGGUACAACUUUAUUAGCUCGAGGGGAUUUAUUUACAAUUUCCGAUAUGCGUUCAUUCGUUGAUCGGUUGCAAAGGAAAAAUUGUUUUACUUCAUGGUCGAAACAAGCUAUUAAAAUUGGUAUGUGUGGAGUGGCUCCGAUUGGACAUCGGGCGAGUAUGAUGACUCUUUUUAAUACUACCGCGAUAAAUGGACUUUUGGGUAAAGUGAAAUCAGAUUUUACGAAAUUAUAUCAAAAACGGGCGCAUGUUCAUCAUUAUUUGCAAGUGGCCGGCUUUGAAGAAAUCUUUUUUGAGGAGUGUUUAGAUGUUCUUUGCGAAUGUAUUAAAUCAUAUCAGGAUAUUGAGAAUAGAAGUAUGGAGAAUAUUAAAGUUCCUAGAUUAAUACCAGAAAAUUAAUUAUUUUUGAUUAAAAUUUUAAAUAAAACUGUUUUUGAGGUUA
Molecule: messenger RNA, 1538 nt
Organism: Onthophagus taurus
Lineage: Eukaryota; Metazoa; Arthropoda; Insecta; Coleoptera; Scarabaeidae
Product: tubulin epsilon chain
Biological process (GO): microtubule-based process
Cellular component (GO): microtubule
Molecular function (GO): GTP binding
Source: RefSeq, a predicted model, not a curated record